Messenger RNA from Pseudomyrmex gracilis, 1531 nucleotides. Its product is annotated as green-sensitive opsin-like. The coding region runs from base 250 to 1290 and encodes 346 amino acids. Gene Ontology annotation, biological process: G protein-coupled receptor signaling pathway. NCBI's taxonomy places the organism in Eukaryota, Metazoa, Arthropoda, Insecta, Hymenoptera, Formicidae. The record is from RefSeq and is a predicted model, not a curated record. The transcript is spliced from 6 exons. Gene Ontology annotation, molecular function: G protein-coupled receptor activity. Gene Ontology annotation, cellular component: photoreceptor outer segment; membrane.
GCAGAGGCGACUCGCACCCGUUCUUUAUAUAAGGGUAGUGUGCCUUUGAAAUUUCGCCACUGGUUUUGAUUAAUGCGACCGGGACGGAUUUGCCGUGUUUUCUGCCGCUCCUCGUGUCUGUCGAAUUUAUUCACGAGCGAGCGUGACGUGAAUCAUCGACGGACGUUAAUUCCGCCGCUGGUCGAGCUUAGUUUCGACCACGACAUAAAAGAGAGACCUUGUAGAGUUCGGUGACCACCGGAAGAAGUAAUGUUCUUGAACACGAGCAAUCUGCCGGACGACGUUCUCGCCGUCGAAGAAAUGGCGCCCAGUGUUUACAUCUUAGCGGCGAUCGCACUGGGCUUCAUCGGGUUCUUCGGCUUCAGUCUGAACUUACUGGUCAUAUUGACGGUUGUCAUAAACGCAAAUGUACUCUGGACGCCCAAUAACAUGGUCCUCGUCAACAUGGUCGUUGGAGAUCUUUUAGUGGCUAUACUGGGAAAUCCCGUCUCAAUGAUGUCAGCGAUCUCAGGUGCAUGGUAUUGGAGUGACAAAAUGUGUCUGUGGUACGCGUGGUUCAUGUCCACCAUGGGAUUCGCCAGUAUCGGAAAUUUAACGGUGAUGGCAAUGGAGAGAUAUCUACUGGUUAAAUUUCCAAUGAAAUCAUUAUCAAAGAGGAACGCUUAUCUAGUAAUAUUUUUGGUUUGGAUAUACGCGUUCUGCUUAUCAAUACCGCCCUUUUUCAAUUGGGGGGUGUACGGCUUUGAAGCAGGGAACAUAUCCUGCAGCGUGUCCUGGAAUCAACACGAUCCAAAAACGCACAACGACACUUAUAUCGGAUUUUUAUUCGUUUUUGGGUUCUUCCUUCCCAUCACGCUAAUUUCCUUUAGCUACUGCGGCAUGAUAGGAACUAUGAAGUCAAUAAGAAAACGGCUUAAGUCGACCAACAGACGAGAAACAAAAAUCACGCAGAUGGUUUAUCUGAUGAUCACCGCUUUUCUAAUCGCCUGGACGCCCUAUGCCAUCUUUGCGCUCGCGUCUCAGUAUUUUUACGUACAGAUUUCCAGUUCUGUGGCGGUGGUGCCCGCACUUUUAGCGAAGUCCUCCAUCUGCUACAACCCAAUCAUAUACGCGAGCAUGAACGCUCAGUUCUCGCGUUUCUGGAAGAACAGGUUUUUCCCGAAAACAACUUCAAAAGUUACCACCAACAACACGGCGGUGAUAACGAAAAUAGAAAUGAAGAAUUUCAAUCGGCAACAGCCACAGACAAACAAAUCAAACGACAGCACCGAGUACGUUUCUCUGAAGUAAAGAACGCAACACACACGGAAACGAUAGAAAAUAUGUUACACGUAUAAAUGUAUACAGAGAGAGAGUGUGAGGUAGGACAAGUAACGCAAUCGAGAAAAUGGAUUCUUUGUGCAGAAAGUUGAAAAUAUAAGAUAAACAUUUUUUUCGUGCGCGAAGUUUUAGUUUCCGAGCGAGUUGAUUUUUGAAAAUUUAGAGAAAAAUUGAUAUCGCAUUCACUUUUCGUUGUGUUCGUUUGAUCUUC